GUUGAGGACCCGCGACGAUCAACGGAUUGUGUCGGCUCGCUUAGCAGUGGUUGAGAACAGCCAGCUUUAGCUUUGGUGUUGCAACUCUCCAAGUCUGCAUUGCGUUUCCCACGGGCGUGGUCCUUCCCAACAUUGAAGUGCACCUGUCAGGCCAACUCGAGGAAGCAGCAACGGCAGGUCAAGAGUGAGAAGGUGCAGAGCGCGUCAGACGCCAAAUUGGCCAAUCAGACAUGACAGCCAGCGACCCGCCUUUUUAGACGCGGACCGAGCUCUGAUUGGCGAAUUGGCUCCCGUCCGAGGUCCUCACCCAGGGCGGCGGUUCAUCGCAUCGUCAUGGCUCCAACCUGUUGCGAUUUCCACUGUACGGUACUACUCAAGGAGAAUUGAAUUUUCCACCUCUCUCGGUGCUCAACCCAGCCAGCCCAGAGCAAAUGAGCCCCGCGCCCAGCCGGACUGCACCCAAACGGUCCGCAGUGGUCAAAAAAGGCCUUGGCUGGAAAACCGGGCCCAGACAAUCAGGCAGCAGAAUUAACUGACCCCUCCACCCCUCCACCAGGAAGAACACCUCAAUCUAUUUGCACACCUUACCUGGGCACCCACACACAUCCGAAAGGCCGCAGCAAGACCGACACGACCACAAUGUAUCUCUUCGGAGGAGACAGGCCAUGGGAUGCAUCCCAGUUCACCGCCUCGGACGACCGUGUCCGCGGCGGCAAGUCACAGUCCUACCUGACCGUGCUCAACGGCCCGGAAGCCGCAGCGUCCCAGGCCCAGUUCUCGGGUAACCUGGACAUCACCGCCCUGGGCGGCGCCGGCUUCGCCUCCCAGCGCACCGCGGACGACGUCCCGGGCUGGGACGUCUCAGGCUACGACGUCCUGGUGCUGGAUGUCGCCCGUGCCGACUCCCGCAAGUACACCCUCACCCUCAAGGACGAGAUACUCCCGCGCCGGCCCGAUGGCCGUGAUCAGAGCACCGUCAGCUGGGAGUACGACUUUGUUGUCGGGGCUGGGGCUGGGGCUGGGGCUGGAGAGGGCCAUGCCACCGGCAGCGGCAGCACGGCUGGCUCGACUCUGCUGGUGAUCCCCUUUGGGGACUUCCAGCCCACGUACCGUGGCAAGCCGAAGCCUGAUGCUGAGCCCCUGGACCUGAAGAACGUGAAGCGUGUCAGUUUCAUGAUGAGGAGUUUCUUCGGCACCCAAGAGGGAGACUUCUCCAUCGUCUUCAACUCGGUGGCCGUGGAGAAGAGGGACAAGCUGCGGGAUGGCUCGAUCGACUCGGUAGCUGCGGCCAAGCUCGUUCGAGACGGGCAGCAGCGUGCGGACAGCAGUGCUUCCAAGGGCGGCAGCACCCUGGCAUCGUGGUUCGGGAAGCUGUGCGGCUGGGGCAGGUGACUCCCGGGCUCCCAGCAGACAGGUGUGUCCCGUUCGCCGAGGGCGAAACUUUGAGCCACGAGGGCCAAGCUUUCGUCGCAGGGUUUGAGGUUCAGGCGGCUGCUUCCUGGCCUGUGCACUGUCACGCCGCAAAAUAUCGUCGUGCCUUUUCCUCAGACAGAGGAAUGGAAAGACACAGUAAAUAUAUCGGUUCAAAGGCAAUAUCACACGAGGUCAAAUGUCUUAGUCUCUAUCCUACGAGCCUUUGCAGCUUCAAUAAACUCUUCAUGCAUGAU
Molecule: messenger RNA, 1667 nt
Organism: Diaporthe batatas
Lineage: Eukaryota; Fungi; Ascomycota; Sordariomycetes; Diaporthales; Diaporthaceae
Exons: 3
Coding region: 640-1392 (250 amino acids)
Biological process (GO): NADH dehydrogenase complex assembly
Source: RefSeq, a predicted model, not a curated record